Molecule: messenger RNA, 1008 nt
Organism: Styela clava
Lineage: Eukaryota; Metazoa; Chordata; Ascidiacea; Stolidobranchia; Styelidae
Source: RefSeq, a predicted model, not a curated record
AUGUCUAUUGGAAGACUAAUCGGAAAAGCCGCCAUUGUUACCGGCGGCGGUAGCGGAAUUGGGCGCGCAAUCUGUCAAAAAUUUGCAAAUAAUCGUACAAAUAAACAUUGUGCUAUUGUGACUGAUGUAUCGUCAUCCGAACAAGUGAAAAAUCCAUUUGUAUUAGCGGAAGAAAGACUGGGAAUCCGAAGCACUAUUCUCGUUAACAGUGCUGGGAUUGCUAAACUAAAAGCCUUUACGGACGUUGGUGAUUUCACGUUUGUUAACAUCAUCAACGUCAAUCUGAGAGGAACUUUUCUAAUGACUAAAGAAUUUUUAAAGAUGACGUCAAAGAAUACUUCACGUGGAAACGAUAUACUUGGUUCUAUAAUCAACAUAUCUAGCAUGGCCGGGAAGCAAGGUUCUGCUGGACUAGGUCCGUAUUGUGCAUCCAAAUUUGGUGUUAUUGGAUUAACAAAAACUGUCGCGGUUGAGUUUCCGAAAUACAAGGUCCGCUGUAACGCUGUUUCGCCCGGCAUGACUGACACACCGAUACUCAUCAAUCCAGAGCUGAAUCAUAUUCUUAUUCACUGUCGCAAGACAUCUUUAUUGACUUUCGCGUCGACAGAAUUCAACGAGAGUUUUAUGCAUGAACAUAGUUCUGUUUCAGUACCUCCUUGCAACUCUGAAAUGUCUAUCGGAAGACUAAUCGGAAAAGCCGCCAUUGUAACUGGCGGUGGUAGCGGAAUUGGGAGAGCAAUCUGUCAAAAAAUUGCAAAGGAAGGAGCAAGUGUUGCAAUCCUUGACAUAAACUCUGAAGGUAUUACUCGAACACUAAAUGAAUUGCCGAGUAAUCGUGCAAAUAAACACUGUGCUAUCAAGAUUGAUGUAUCGUCAUCUGAACAAGUAAAAAAUUCACUUAUAUUCAUAUGCAAAGAAGUCGCAAAUGUUUGUUUAUUUUUGACAUCUGAUGAAAAUUCUUAUGUUAACGGCGCUUGUUUAGAAGUUUCUGGGGAAUACGGUUGUUGA